Messenger RNA from Salmo salar (Atlantic salmon), 7508 nucleotides. NCBI's taxonomy places the organism in Eukaryota, Metazoa, Chordata, Actinopteri, Salmoniformes, Salmonidae. The record is from RefSeq and is a predicted model, not a curated record.
GAUCUGAAGGGAGAAUACAAGGGAGGAGUCAGGCAAGGGAAAGAGGAGCUGGAUUUCCACAUUUCGCCCUAUUCUCUUCGAAAAGCAUACUUAACGUAAUACCAACAGUCCACGAGUUUUUGAAAACACAUGUUUUCUUAUUCAUACAGGUCUGAUAUCGGCAGGUAUGUAGGGAGGUUCACGGUAUUAGCUCAGUUUUCGCUCUAUUCAGCAAACUGAAAAGAAGAAAGACGCGGAGAAGGAAAAGUCUGGCUGAACAGAGUUGGAGUUGCAACGUAAAGUCACAUAGUCAACUCCAGAGCGCGAGAAGCACAUCUGCAACAAGCGAGUAAAGACUUCACUUACGAGAAGACAAAAAAGUUCAAGAAUUAUAGGAGGGGAAACAUCAUUCGAACACCCAGCUGUUCCACAUUUUAUCUGCUUGUCAGAUUCGGUGUGAGUGACUGGUGGACCGUUUGUGUCUCGGGUUUCACGCCGCCAUACAAACGACAAGGGUUCGAGGCGUUUAGCCGUGCGGUGACGGCUCAGACAAACCUUCUUUGACACUUGGCAAAUUAUUAACGGAGAUCUACAGUAACUGGCAGCAAAGGUGUCCUGUCUCCAUGAGGUGCUGAGGAAUGAGCAGUCGCCAUGGAAACCCAGUCCCAGGCCAGUUCUGCAGCUGAGAAGAAGAAGAAGGUGGAGACCAUUGUGGCAACCAAGGGCUUGUCCACGUCCGCCGACAUCAGCGAGAAGGCUGUGGCCUCCAGCACUACAUCCAAUGAAGAUGAGAGAUUGGGCACGCAGUACCACCACAACCGCGAGAGGCGCAAUGCCAUCAGCACCCAGGCCUCCACGCCUGGCACCCCUGGCAGCAAGCUGGGUGAGGAGCCCUCCACGUCCACAGAAGAGCGCCCCCCACUGGUAAAGAAAGAGCUGCACAGCUCGCUGCCCCACCUGGCGGACCACAGCCUGCCCUAUCGCGGAACGCUGUUUGCCAUGGAUCCCCGCAACGGAUACCUGGAUUCCCACUACGCACCGCCACAGUUUUUCCCUGCUUUCCAUCCACCGGUGCCCAUCGACGACAGACAUGCCCAGGGACGCUACAUCUACGAGCCGUCCCCUGUUCCCCCUCUACACGUUCUGUGUAGGCCUCCUUCGCUAGCCGGCAGUCCGGCGUUCUCCGACAUCUCCCUCAUCCGGAUCUCGCCCCACCGGAACCCCUCCGUGGGGGCCGAGUCACCCUUUAACCCACCACACCCCUACAUCAACCCCUACAUGGACUACAUCCGGUCACUUCACUCCAGUCCCUCACUUUCUAUGAUCUCUGCAGCCAGGGGCCUCAGCCCUGCAGACGCCCCUCACACAGCCCUGACCACAGCAGAGUACUACCACCAGAUGGCUCUCCUGGCAGGCCACCGUAGCCCCUACACGGACCUCCUACCCUCUGUGGCCUCCACAGCCGGAGCCACCAGCAGCACCCUGCACAUGGAGUAUCUACAGGCCAUGGAGAGCUCCAGGUUCCCCAGCCCCAGGCUGACGGCAAGACCAAGUAGGAAGCGGGCCCUGCCCAUCUCUCCCCUGUCGGAGCACAGCUUUGACCUGCAGACCAUGAUCCGCAACUCGCCCAACUCCCUUGUCACCAUCCUCAACAACUCCCGCUCCAGCUCCUCCACCAGCGGCUCCUACGGACACCUCUCGGCCGGGGCCAUCAGUCCGGCAUUGAGUUUUGCCUACCCUCCGAACCCCGUGGCACUUCAGAUGCACCAGCAGCUGCUUGGUCGGCAAACAGGGAUGGUGGGUUCUGCGUUCGGCCACAGUCCGCCGCUCAUCCACCCCUCCCCGGUCUUCACCACCCAGCGGCCCAUCCCUGUCAUUCCUCCUCCUGUCCUCACACCCAGAGAGCGCUCUGUCAUCUCUAACGACACCUCACACGUAAGAGACUCCUCCCUCCUCCACGUCAGAAGCCUCUGCGGUUCAUCAUCACAGACCAAACCCACCAGUGAGUCAGCGGUGAGCAGCACGGGGGAACCCAUGCACCACAAACGCUCCAAGAUCAAACCGGAUGAGGAGCUACCCAACUCAGGGGCCGUAAGUUGCCAGGACCAUCCGGAUGGGAUGACACUGGUGAAGGAGGAAGGUGACAAGGACGAGAGCAAGCAGGAGCCAGAGGUGGUGUACGAGACCAACUGCCACUGGGAGAGCUGCCACCGGGAGUUUGACACGCAGGAACAGCUAGUGCAUCACAUUAACAAUGACCACAUCCACGGAGAGAAGAAGGAGUUCGUGUGUCGCUGGGACGAGUGUUCACGGGAGAAGAAACCCUUCAAGGCCCAGUACAUGCUGGUGGUCCACAUGCGCAGGCACACCGGGGAGAAACCACACCGAUGCACCUUUGAGGGCUGUCCCAAGGCCUACUCUCGCCUGGAGAACCUGAAGACCCACCUGCGCUCCCACACUGGAGAAAAGCCGUACGUCUGUGAACACGAGGGCUGCAACAAGGCCUUCUCCAACGCCUCAGACAGAGCCAAGCACCAGAACCGCACACACUCCAACGAGAAACCCUACGUGUGUAAGAUCCCGGGCUGUACCAAGCGCUACACAGACCCCAGCUCCCUACGCAAGCACGUCAAGACUGUGCACGGGCCCGAGGCGCACGUUACCAAGAAGCAGCGCGGCGACACGUACCCACGACCCCCGCCCCAGGAGGGGGGGAAUGGACAGGGCCUAACACCAGGGCAGCUGGGAGGGUACGCAGACCAAAGGGAGUACAACCACUCUACCUCGAAACAGGACGAAUGUCUGCAGGUCAAGUCCAUCAAGACAGAGAAACCCAUGACGUCUCAGCCAAGCCCUGGCGGUCAGUCUACAUGCAGCAGUGACCAGUCCCCCAUCAGCGCCUAUCCCAGCCGUGGAGUCCAGCUUGCUGUGAGGGGAGGGGUGGGACUAGGACUGGGCGAGGGACUGGGAGAGUACGAGGAGCUGGAGGAUGAGGAGGAGAAGGUGUUGGAGGAGUUAGAAGGGGGCUGUGGUGCCCCCAUCAUGGACUCCACUGUGUCCACAGCCACAGCGGCUACGUUGGCGCUGCAGGCGAGGAGAAGUGUGGGCCGACCCAUGAGAUGGAUGGAGCACAUGAAGAUGGAGAGGCUGAAGCAGGUGAAUGGAGGAGGAGCCCCCAUGCCCAGGCAGGUCCCCCUGUCACCCACACCGCCACCCAAGGGACCUGCCACGCUGCCCGCCAUCCUGGGGAAGGAUCCAUACCUGGGCAGGUUAUCCCAGCCGAAGCCUCCUCCUCGUCCCGAGCUGGGCAGCACAGAACUUACGGUGCUCAGCUUGCUCCACAGCAUUGAGCGCGGGGACCGGCGGGACAGCUGUGGCAGCGCCACCAGCUCGGCAUACCUGAGCAGCAGCCGGCGCUCCUCGGGUAUCUCGCCGUGCUUCUCGUCGCGGCGCUCCAGCCAGUUGUCCCAGAGCGAGGCAGCCAACACCCCUAGUCACCACUACCGCCACCACAACCUCAGCUCCACCGACUCCUACGACCCCAUCUCUACCGACGCCUCACGCCGCUCCAGCGAGGCCAGCCAGUGCGGGGGAGGUGGUGGAGGAGGAGGGGUGUUUGUGGGUGGAGGGUGGGCGGGUGUUGGGGGAGGGACCAAGGGGAUGCUCAACCUCACGCCUGCGCAGCACUACUACCUGAAGGCCAAGUACGCUGCUGCCACGGGCGGCCCACCCCCAACACCGCUGCCCAACAUGGAGUGCAUGAGUCUGAAGACCCGCAUGGCCAUGAUGGGCGACGUCCAGGACGGCGCUGGAGGCAACUAUGCGAUGCCCCAGCUGGUCAGGUCGCGCCGCUGCAGCGACGGCAGCACCACCAACAGGUACGGGGGCCACGGUGGCUACCGAGACUACUGGCGGAGGGGCUUCUACCCCGGCGAGGGCCCAGGGAACGGCCCGGACCGGAGGGCCAGCGACCCCGUGCGGACCCACCCUCAGCAAGCACCGGAGUUCUUUGGGCUGCCCCAGGUCCAGUGCUUCAGCAGCCUCAACAACAUACACCCUCUGCCCCCUCUUUCAGGCCUCCAGCACCCCACGGCGAAGGGCCGCAGCUUCAGUCUGCAGAACUACACGCGCUCCGAGGUGAACCUACAGAGAGGGGGCCUGCUCUCCUCGCCCUGCCCCCCCAGCAUCAUGGAGAACACGGCCCUGGAGGCCCUGGCCAUGGAGGAAGAGGGAGCCCUGCUGCUGGGGGAUGAGGACAUGCUGCCUGACGACAUGGUGCAGUACCUCCGCUCACAGGACAAGGCAGGCUCCUACAACAACCACCUGGAGAACCAUGUGGCUGGGGACAAUGGCCAUCUCCCUGGGGGGGAGUUACAGGACCAGGGCCCAGGGCUGAACCAGUGCUUCCACAGCCCCCAGCAGCACCAACAGCGGCAGGGACUUAAGAGAGAGAGCCCUAGUAAAGACGGCAUGCCCAUCCAGUGGAAUGAGGUGAGCUCAGGGAGCGCUGAGAGGUCUCCACAGAGACAGCCCCAGGCCCAGUCCCAGCAGAGGUGUAGUCGAUGGACCGCCACAGAGCAGCACCAAGGUCUGGCUGCCGGUUCGCCAUUAGGGAGGUUUGGGAACAUGGUGGUGCAGCCGCAACAACCAUUCGCCAGAGAGUUCCAGAACCAACGCUGUGCCCAGCCAGCCCAGUCCCAAUGUCAGCCUCCAUGCAGAGUCAAUGGCGGGAUAAAGUUAGAGGAGACCACCCACUCCUGCAUGGAAAUGAGAGGGAACGACCACAACCCCACACACACCUUUGGCCGCCCUGACUUCUCCCAGAUCACCCUGGGGCCUCUGCCCCAGGGCUACGGCCAGCAGAAGUAUCAUAACCAGACCCAGAACCACAGAACCUCCAGGCAGAUCGGAGAAAACCUGCUCCUCAGCCGGGCCUCCAUGGACAGCCUCUCCCCGGCACUCCACGGCCAACUCCUGGCCGCCGCCGCCCCCCGCCUACAGCAGGCCAACAGCAGGCACCCGGCCAGACCACAGCAAUACCCGAAUCUCCAACCGAGCACCACCAAUGGUAGCCAUGUCAACCUUACCCAUCAGAACAUUUCCCAGCAGCAGCAGAGUCUGAGCAACCAAGGCAGCCACUGCUCCCUGGCCCGACAGGUGUCCGGGCUGAAGCUGGAGGUUCCUGACCAGGGCUACCUGGACCAGGGCUUCAGCAACCAGGUUGUGUGCUUUGACCCGGUGGAGACCAAGGCCUCGUCCUUCCCUCCCCUGGAGGAGCAGUGUCUGCUGGAAACCAUGACCGAGCAGGUGGGUCUAGGCGUAGACUCCUCGGUCCCGGCCUGUCUACUAUCUCCGGGUGCCGACCAGGUGACCAGUACGGUGGACAGUGGCGUGGGAGGCUCAGCCAACGUGCUAGAUGACGUGGUGGUGCUGGACUUUGGCGCCAUGCUGGAUAAUGUGGGGCUGGGCUACGACCAGGGUAGUCUGGUAUCGGGGGUGAUCAGCCCCUCCAUCUUCCAAGGCCUGUCCCGGACCUCGUCCCGCCUCACCACUCCCCGGGCCUCCGCCACCUUCCACAGCACCGCGGGCAUGGUGCCUUCCAACCUCAGUAACAUGGCCAUCGGGGACAUGAGCUCCUUCCUCACCACCCUCGCCGAGGAGAGCAAGUUCCUGGCCAUCAUGCAGUAACUUAAGUCCGUCCUUCCUUCACUCUAUCCCUCCCUCCCCUGUCUAAAAGGAAAUAGAGGAAAAACCUGAUGCAUGUAAAGAACUGAAAGAGGAAAAAAGAUGGCAACGCGACAAAUUAUCACAGUUUAUUAUACUUACCUAAAGUGUUUCCCGAAACAGAUUUGUUGCCAAACAGAUUUAUUUUGUAAAAGUGUCAUGCCCUCUCUUCUGAGGCGGGGAAUGUAUCAAAAAUUAUAUAUAGGUAUAUUCAAUUUCUGUAAUGAAGGCUAUUUUUGGAAGCCCUUCCCUUUGUAUUACUAUAUGAUGGUGAGCAAGUGAGGCCUCUGAUGGCAUCUCUGGUCUUGUCCCUUUGAAACAUUAUUCUGUGUACAGUCGCUGUUUUUUUUGCUGUACACUGUUGGUAUAAAUGCAUGUUGUAUACAAGGUCAAACAUAAACACUGUCUUCAUAAGUACGUAGACUAGCCCACGUGCUAAGUAUCUAAUCCUAUUGGAUGUACCAUUUACCAUUAUGGUCCAACAAUUGCCUCAUAUAAAUCCUUAUGUCAUCAGGUCAUAAGAGGGUCAAAGGUCAAAUAUUAGCUGAAAAGGCCCCUGGUUGUUAUCUUUCUAUAUUUACUUGUUAUAGAAAGAUUCAAAUUUUGUUAGUAUGUUACUUUUGCGAAUAUGUAAAUGUUAGUGUUUCAGUGCUUCUACCAAGUCUUACCAAGUGGGUGUGUUUGACAGAGUAUUACAAUAAUAUUGUGUUGUGUCCAUGUUUAAAGGACCACACUUCAAAGUCUUUGAAUUCACAAGCGCCAAAACGUAGCCCUUUAGUUCGUACGCCAAUGGCUUGAUUUACAAUGUCUGUCAUGGUACUCACAGGUGUAUAUAUAACAAUGUGUUUUUUUCAUAUUUUCUUUGUGAAAAUCCGAUUUUUGUUUUGAGGUGCUUUCUGUAGAAAACAAGCAUUUACGGACAGUAUGGGACAUUCUUUUUACUUUUUUUAUGCAACAGAUCAUCCAUUAAUUCUAAGCGUAGCACAUGGUUCACUGAUUUAAAAAAAGGGUACCAUUUGUUUUCUGUUUUUUUAUCCACCAUUGUAUUCGACCAUUUUAGAAAUGUGAUCCUUUUUUUGUCUGAUAGACAUUUAUAGUGGAUCAUCCAUAUUCUAUUCUCCAAAAGAGUACAAUAUGUCCUGCCACUAUGGAGUGCAGUGACCCUUUCAACAGUGUUAGUAUCACCUUGCAAUCCCACAUGACAGUGUACAGUAUUUUAAAUAGUUUCCUUAAUCUUCAGUGGCAAAAUGAGGUACAGAAUAGUUUUGAUGUUUUUUGGUACUUUUUGUCUUUUUGUAGCUGUGCAUCGAUGUUUUGUUUUGGAAGAGGUAAGAACUCAUUCCCUCGUGAAAGGACCAGAGGGAAUGCCCAUGAGGUAUGUGCCUUAAUAAAACCUGCCUGUCGGAAAAUAAAAAGAUCACUGCCAAUCUUCCAUUGUUAAUUCUGAAAAGAUACACAUGUUAAGUGUCUUGUGAGACUUGUAAAAUUCACAAACAUUUAUAUUUAAAAACAGAUUAUCAAAAAGAUUGAAAUGUGUGAAAUGCAUUAACUGUAAUUUUGUUAAUCUUUUUUAUUAAUUUUUUUUAUUUUUACUAUUGCCUUUUUUUUAUACCUGUAAAUACAUUACUCUUUCUGUAGGUUUAGCUCAGAUAUGAGGAUGAGGCAGAGGGGUCAAUAAAGAAAUGACUCUUAAAGCAGGGAUUCCCAGACCAGGCAGAUUUGGCUCUGAGUGGUGAAGAGCCACUUUGCUCUUUUAUAACUGACCACAAAUGUUUGUAUGGUUUUAAUAAAAAAAGGAAAUUACA